ACCUCACCAAUCUCAUCUCAUCUCAUCUAACUCACUCACAACCAACCAACUCAUCUCAUUAUCAUGGACUCUUACGACGCCACCUCCAACAGCGGUCAGCUCGGCACCGGCACAACGCGCCGUGGCGAGGACAACAUGGACUCCCAAAACACCACCGGCAUGAACCGCGGCCAGGGUGGUCUCAUGGACUCGGACCUCGACUCGAGCAACCGCCGCACGGGCGGUGGCCUUACGUCGGACAUGGACCGCCAGCAGCAGUCGCGCUUCGACAACACCUCGUCCGACCUCGGCUCCGACACCCGCCGCAUGGACGACCUGGAUCGCAACCAGAACACCACGAGUGGUCUCGGCGGAAACACUCGUAGUGGCUUAGGCGGAAACAACAGCGGUCUCGGUGGAAACACCAGCGGUCUUGGUGGAAACAACCAGUACGACACGACGUCGAACACCACCGGCUCCCAGUGGGACAACAACACCACCACCUCCGGCUUGAACAAGCCCACCAUGGGCGACAAGGUCAAGGGCACGGCCGAAAAGCUCGCGGGCAAGGUCACUGGCAACGCUGGCAUGCAGGAGCGCGGCCAGGAGCGCAAGGUUCGAUUCGCAAUCUGCAUUCGCUCAAUUCGGAUCCUGAUGUCUUCUCUUCUUCGCAGCUCGGCGAGUUCGACAACAACAACAACAACUACUGAAGGAGUUAGCCCUGGUGUAUCUUUGAAGGGACUUGUAGGAUAAAGCCAAUCUGUACCACAACUUGAAAUCCAACGCAAACGAUCUUCACACAUCUUUUCUUGACUAAGAUUGGAAGG
Mycena citricolor is the source of this 806-nucleotide messenger RNA. NCBI's taxonomy places the organism in Eukaryota, Fungi, Basidiomycota, Agaricomycetes, Agaricales, Mycenaceae. The record is from the annotation of a GenBank genome assembly.